Cygnus atratus (black swan) is the source of this 1064-nucleotide messenger RNA. RefSeq names its product endothelial differentiation related factor 1 (gene EDF1). Gene Ontology annotation, cellular component: nucleus. NCBI's taxonomy places the organism in Eukaryota, Metazoa, Chordata, Aves, Anseriformes, Anatidae. The record is from RefSeq and is a predicted model, not a curated record. Gene Ontology annotation, molecular function: DNA binding. Bases 1 to 552 code for a protein of 183 amino acids. The transcript has 5 exons.
AUGGCGGAGAGCGACUGGGACACGGUGGACGUCGCUGCGCAAGAAGGGCCCCCCUCGGCCCAAGGCCCGCAAGUCCCAGCAGGAUGCAAGGAGCGGGGGCGGGGCCGCCCGGCCCCGGGGCCUCGCGUGGGGGCGGCUGUGCCCGGCGCCCCCCGUCUGAGCGCGGCCGCUUUGCUCCCGCAGGCCAUCCUGGCAGCGCAGCGGCGGGGCGAGGACGUGGAGACCUCCAAGAAGUGGGCAGCAGGCCAAAACAAACAACACUUUAUUACAAAGAACACAGCCAAGCUCGACCGAGAAACAGAAGAGCUGCACCAUGACAGAGUUCCCCUGGAGGUGGGCAAAGUAAUCCAGCAGGGUCGGCAGAGCAAGGGCAUGACGCAGAAGGACCUGGCCACAAAAAUCAAUGAAAAACCACAAGUUAUUGCUGACUACGAAUCAGGAAGAGCAAUCCCCAAUAAUCAGGUUAUGGGCAAGAUUGAAAGAGCCAUUGGCCUUAAACUGCGUGGGAAGGAUAUUGGAAAACCACUCGAAACUGGCCCCAAAGGGAAGUGACAACAAAGCCUCGAAAUCAGUUUGUUCAGACUGAUCUCGUCUGGCUGGUUCUCCUUAACCACCAGAAUCUCUCUUCAUAUUGCCAAGCUGAACAAGAGGGUUUCAGACUUGCUUUGGGGGGGAAAUCUGCAGAAUCUGUACCUGCUGUAAAAGGCAACCUUAAAGAAGCGUUUGUCCUGAUUUUGUUUUUCCUUCCUCCUUUCCAGAGAUUGAGGAACUAAACCCAAAAAAAUACUGCAUCUAAUUUGCCACAAAACAUGUGUGUGUCUUGGUGUUUAGAAGCAGCUAAUGUUAAGACACUUGGGGUGGUCUGAAAUGUGAUAAUUUAAUUGGAACAAUUUUGGGGAAGGGUGGGAUAUAUUAUAUAUAAAUAAUUUGGGAGAGUUGAGGGUUGAUCAGUGUCUGCAUUUGAAAUGAUGACUCAGUCACUGCAUUGCAAUGACGUUUUUUCUUUGUUCCUUCCAGCCUGUUUUAAAGAGAUCUAUAAUAAAGUUUGAUACCCUUCAGGUGCA